Ictalurus furcatus (blue catfish) is the source of this 7152-nucleotide messenger RNA. It is a transcript of the gene fbxl4, whose product is annotated as F-box and leucine-rich repeat protein 4. NCBI's taxonomy places the organism in Eukaryota, Metazoa, Chordata, Actinopteri, Siluriformes, Ictaluridae. Gene Ontology annotation, biological process: SCF-dependent proteasomal ubiquitin-dependent protein catabolic process. The transcript has 8 exons. Gene Ontology annotation, molecular function: protein binding. Gene Ontology annotation, cellular component: SCF ubiquitin ligase complex. The record is from RefSeq and is a predicted model, not a curated record. The coding region runs from base 2683 to 4497 and encodes 604 amino acids.
AUGCGCUCUUUCUAAUACGUUACUGUUUCUAUAGUAACAGCUCAUUCACUGAAACUUGUAUGGUGGACACUCCGCAUAAUUUGAGGCUGGGGCUGUCACUAUAACUACUUUUGUUGGACAAUAUAUUGUCCCAGAAAUAAUUGCAAUAAGCGAUAUUACUGUAAUUUUAAGACCAUUUUUAAUGCCACUGAUAUAAUGAUAACAUAAUUGCAUAAUAAUGCAUGUACAGCCUUUCAAAGAGAAAUGAGCUUUUAGUUUUUUAAGAAUAUUCAGAUGUUGGAACUGGAAUGUCAAAGUAAAAAAGUGCUGUAAUACAGUACUGUGAAUUUUUUAUGCUUUAGUUAUUCAUCGUCCGUGUUUUAGCGCGUUCUUAUGGAAAGAUCGUAUUCACACUGUGACUUAUCCUCUCUACCUAGCGCCUUACUUAAGUUCAAGUGCGCGUCAUUUUGCGCAGUAGCGAGUUUUAAUAUUAGGUUUAUGCUGUGUAUAUGUCUGAUUAAUCUCACAGGUUUAUAGGAUGUGUAUACUAAAGCGCUUCAGUGUACCUCUGUACAUUCACUAUUCCCCGAAAUUACUGACUAUGACUGGAUUAUUUCAAACACUAGAAUUAUUCUUUCGAAUUUUUUCAUCUCCAAAAAACAUUGUUCGUGCGUUGAUAAUAUCUUGCGUGUCGUUUUUUUAAACAGUAUGUUUUAAUAAAAAUUUGACAAAAGUUCGUAUUUGAGUUGGACAUCUCUAGAGCAGAUGAGAGACAGAAGCAGUAUGAACGGCUAAAAUGUUGGUGUUCAUUUAUAUCGUACGAUAAGUCAGUAAAGUAAUUGUCAUGAUGGGCCUAUCUGAGGUUAGUAAUAAACGUUUUAAAAAAGACUCAUACCACAGCACAGUUGAAUACUCGAAUCUGAUUGGUCAGAAAGUGUGCAUUGUUUUCGUGUAACAGCACGGCUCGGAAAGUAGUCCCGGCUGUAACGUGAAUGCUAGGUUAAUAUUAAUGCACUUGUUCUAAUAUGUUCUAUUAUUGUUUCUAUAGUAACAGCUCAUACACUAGGAUUCCUACACCGGAUGCUCCACAUAAGCCAAGACUAAUACUAAACAGAAUUUUUUUUAAAAUCAUUAUUUAAUAAUGUAAAACGUAUAUUCAUUGAUGUUAGUGACGUGGUGAUUGAAUGACCUAGAUGAAUACAGUAACUAAUUUGUCUCAUAGACAACAUGCACAACAUUAAUGUACAUGGAUGGAUCUAUAGACUAUAAACCAUUAAAAUGUGUGACGUACUAUUCAUUAAUAAUUUAAACAUUGUAAUUGGUGGCAAUUCGCUGUGGUAUAAGCGCAAUAACAUGCUCCAGACUGUGUUGUUUGACGAAAAUAGUGCACUUGCUCGAAGGAGUCUCCGGUCUCAAAGCUUUGUAACAGUCAGUAAGAUUUCAGGAUGGAGAACUUUAAGAUAUCUGGUUUCUUGGUAACAUUAUGAGCUUCAUUUUUUUAACUGCAAGAGAGAGAGGGAGCUACUGUCUAUACUAUACUGCUAUAACAUAACUGAUAACAGGAAAUAACAAGUCUCGUGGAUGUUCCACAAAAUAAAACAUAACUGUAAAGAGAUUAACGUAUGGCAUGUUGUUCUUUAAUUAUUACAAGAUGUGAUUGUUGGCGAAUUUCUGUUGUUUAAGAGGAAUAAAACACUCCAGGAUAUGCUGUUAUUGGAUAUUAAUCAACUUCAGGGUGCUAAUAAUUUCACUUUGCUUCAAGCUACAUGCGCAACCCCUUCAUUGAUUAUUUUCCUAUAACAGCAUGUCCUAUUGCGUUUCGAUCCUUACUUAUUGAAUUGUUUGCUGGACUCUCUAACCUUACCCAAGCUAAAUGUAGUUACAGUCAACUCAAAAUAUUGGCACCCUUCUUAAAGCUUAAACAUAUGGAAGAUCUUUAUAAUAGGUUUUUUUUUUUUAAGCAUAAAAUGUUCUUAAGUAUUGUAAAUAUUUUCUGUAAAACUCUGACAGAGAAUAACAGAGACGCACUGAGCCUUUUCCUGUAAUGUUUUUCUGUAAAGGUUGGAAACAUUUUAGAGGAUUACUCUUUGAACACUCUUUCUUCAAGCUCUAUUAACUAGAUUCUUAGUUUUGUAGCUUUUUAAUCCAGACCACGUCUUUAUUACGGCUUAAAUCCAGACAACGAUGUUACCACUGCAAAACUGAUUUUGUGUUUCAGCAAACAUUUGGGUCAUUAUGUUGUUAAAAGAAUGAUCUAAUUCUAGGUCUUGACCUCCUGGCAGAGGCAACCAGGUAUUGUGCUUCCACCAUAUUUUACAGCGAGUUAUCAGAUCAACAAGCUUCAGUUUCUUUUGUGUUGAAAGGUCAUGCAUGCAGCUCGGCCUGUAGGAAUGUAGACGCCUUACCACCAGCACCACCACCACCACCCCGUGUCCCCUCUGUGUCCCCUAUGUGUUCUCCAUCCUGCCUAUUUUACGCUUCUCAGCAUGUAGCUUAGCUUAUGAUAUAGUUAUAGAUAUGUUAUAAUAGUUUGAUAUGUUAUAGCUAUGUUAUAAAGAGUAUAUAUUCUCUUUAACAGCAAUCUCAUCUACGUGCCAACGUUCCCUAGAAAGCAGCUUAGUGUAGCUAAAUAGCCUAGUUAUUUAUAUAAUGUAUAAAUCCUCCUUCAAGUAGUCCCUGUUGCCUGUGCUCCCUAUCUUCCCUAUGCUCACUCUUCUGGGCGUGUGUUCCUUCGUGUUUGUGCAUUGGCGUCGGUGCAGGAGCGGCUCACUCAACGAUGCUGCGUUUCACUGCGGAAGCACAGCUCUUCCCAUCGUCACGAAGAUGGAGGCAGAGUUGGAUCAGUACGCCAAGGAAGUGCUGGACUUCAGCUCGCAUUACGGCAGUGAAGGGAGCAUGUCGUACACGAUGUGGAACGCAGCCGGAGCCCCCAGCGUGUUCCCGAGCUCAGGGGACUUCACGCACACGGCCGUGUUCCGCACGUACGGACGCUGGUGGGAGGACGAGCACGCAAAGCAAAGUUUCAGCCGCACGCCACGCUCCUUCCACAGCCGAGAUUUUCUCGAGGUGGCAUUUGAGGAGCAGGUUUUCCCCACUGCCAUCACCGUUCUGGAGACGUACCACCCCGGGGCCAUCGCCCAAAUCCUCGCCUGCUCGUUUAAUCCCUAUGCUGAAAACCACCCUACUGAUAUCAGGUGGGAGGUGCUGUGGGCGGGGGAGCCCACCAAAGUCGCCAGUCCUCAGGCACGUCUGUUUUGCCCCGCCAUCCGUCAGGUUAGCUUCGCCACCAAUUUACUGCGUUUGGAAGUAAACAGCUCUCUACUGGAUUAUUACACCGAGCUGGACGCCAUUGUGCUGCGUGGUGUGCGCAACCACGUCAGCAGCAUCACCACGCCCCUCAUUAUUGCCAACACCACACCCAACAAGGACAGUGACGUGCUUAGCAAGGAUGUCAACAUGAGCAACGGCUACUUCGACAAACUACCCUAUGAGCUGAUCCAGUUGAUUGUGAGCCACUUGGCUGUGCCAGAUCUGUGUCGUCUGGCUCAGAGCUGUAAGCUCCUACAGCGCCACUGUUACGACCCGCUACAGUACAUUCAGCUCAGCCUGCAGCCUUAUUGGUUCAGCUUGAACGAUCUGUCUCUGGUGCACUUACAAUCCCGCUGCGCAGUCCUGCAGCGCCUCAACAUGUCCUGGACCGGAAACAGAGGAGCCGUCACGGCAAGCGGAUUCUGCAGUUUCAUCAAGGCAUGCGGAGCGAGCUUGGUGUGUUUGGAGCUGUCGUGUUGUCACUUCCUGAACGACAUGUGUUUGGAGGUGAUCGCGCAGACGUGCGUGAGCCUUCAGGAGCUCGAUCUUGCGUCAUGCGACCGUCUCGAACCUCAGGCGUUCAACCACAUCGCUAAACUCGCACGCCUGCGCCGACUCAUCCUGUACCGCACCAAGAUUGAGCAAACUGCCAUAUUGAGCAUCCUAACUUUCUGUACUGAACUGCGACAUCUCAACUUAGGCAGCUGCGUGAUGAUUGAGGACUACGAUGUGGUGGUGAGUGUGUUGAGCGCCCGUUGUCGUUCCCUCGUGUCUCUGGAUUUGUGGCGCUGCAGGAGUCUGAGCGAGCGUGGCCUUGCCGAGUUAGUGUCGGGCUGUGGCGUUUUAGAGGAGCUCGACCUGGGAUGGAGCUCCGCCCUCCACAGCGGCUCCGCCCUCCACGGAGGAUCUGCCUCGUUCAGACAUGCGGCGCGCAGACUGAGCCGCCUGCGCAGACUCUACCUCACCGCUAACCGCAAUAUCUGUGACGCGGACCUGGAACACAUCGCAACACACUGUCCUGCACUGGAGCACCUCGAUAUACUGGGUACACGGUUGGUGAGUCCGGCUGCUCUACGCAGGCUGCUCCAGUCGUGUCCCCGCCUGCGUCUACUUGACGUUUCCUUCUGCUCACAGAUUGACAUGCGGACCGUACAGGAGCUCAGCGUGCUUUUCCCAAACGUCUCCAUCAAAAAGAGCUUCACCCAGUGACCCCUGACCUUUAACACUACUCACUUUGAUGUUGUUCUGAUGUUUUGCGGACACUAGGACCCUGUGGUCUGGCGCUCACAAGAUGCUCACCACAAUGAGCACAAACAUAAAACUGGAACUCUCUUUCACACACACACACACACUCACACACACACACACACACACUCUUAUCCAUUGUGUUUAUCAGAAAUCAACAAUCACCAUUGACGUGAUUUACACUUUUUUUUUGUUCACAUUUCUUGAAGUGGCUAUUUUUAAUCUCAUGGAUUUAUUUUUAUAUUGUGCCAUUAUUAAUUGCAGAUAAAUCCCAGUUAAAAAAACAGCAAUGUUUUAUAACAAACUCACAUUCUCUGAAAUAUGAACAAGUCAGUUUAACACUCCUAUUGUUUCCUUUUAAUGAACAUAAGAAGUAGAUAUUGAUUUAUUUUUUUAACAACAGCCAACUCGCAGACCAACAGCAGUUCAUACUGAAAAUGAAUAAUAAUUGUCUGGUGUGAAAGCCAGUUUUGAUUCAUUUUGAUUCUGCCAGCGAGUAACCCUUCUUUGUCUCGAGUGCAUGUAGGUGAAGAUAAAAUAAUUGGGCAAUCUGUAAUCUUUUUUGAGAAAAAAAAAUCGCUUAAAUUGAGGAAUCCUAGUCGUUCAUCUUUUCUUUAUACAUAAUUAUCCUAAAAUACAGUGUAAUACUUUUUUUUCCCAAUUGUCCUUUUUCUUUACAUAUAACACCGCCCCCUAGUGGACACAUUUACGUUAUGUUGACGGACGCUAGUCCGAACGUCUGCUCACGAUGAUGGAAAACGCUCGCAGAUACGAAGACUCAGAAUUAUAAAUCGAGUCCAAAGCCUAGUGCACACUAUACAGUUUGAACUCAUUUCCCAGUCGACAACUAAUUUUGGCUCAGGAGGUAGAGUGGGUUGUCCACUAAUCGUAGGGUUGGCUUUGGGCAAGACACUGAACCCCAAGUUGCUCCCGAUGACAAGCUAGCACGUUGCAUGGCAGCUCUGCUACCAUUGGUGUCUGAGUGUGUAUGAAUGUGUGAAUGAGAAACCGUGUAAAGCGCUUCGUAGAAACGUUAAGGUUAAAAAAAAAAAGCGCUAUAUAAGUGCAGACCAUUUACCAUGAAUUUCAGAGUACAGAAACAGCCAAUGAGAGCCUGAGACUAAAUCGCAUUAAUCCGCUGGAACGGGCAGCAGAUCCCUGAAUCCAGUUUAUCAUCCUUCUGUUUGUGUGGGAGCGAGAGGGCAAAAUGUAAACACAAUAAUAAUACGUCUGUAUAAUAAAAAUAUUUAUUCGUGUAAUACCAAGGGGGCACAUUUGCCUUACACCUCCAGGAUUGUGGGUUGGAAUUCUGCCUCCACCCUGUGUGCAUGGAGUAUGCAUAUUCUCCCUGUGCUUCAGGGAUCUUCUCCGGGUUCUCCAGUUUCCUCCCCCAGUCCAAAGACAUGUGAUGUAGGCUGAUUGGCAUUUCCAAAAUGUCUAGAAUGUGUGUGAUUGUGCCCUGUGAUUGGUCGGCACUCCGUCCAGGGUGUCCCCUGCCUUGUGCCCUGAGUUCCCUGGGCUAGUCUCCUAGCAGUUAUAGAAGUCAUACCAAAACAUGAUUCCUGACAGCGCACAGUAUAAAAAGUUCUUUUUUCCCCCCACUAUACGUUCUCUCCACAUCUUCCUAACCAAUAUUUCCUCCACAUUUGCUCUUCUUUCUCUUUUUUCUUGUUGCCCGUGCAAAAUAGUGUCAGAAAGUCAAUAGAAAGUGACAGACAUCUCUCAUGUUUAUUUUUGUGAGAAAGAGGGAUUCUGAGAUCUUGAUAAUCAUGUAGUGUGCACUCGGCUUAAAACGAUUAACGCCGUCCUAACGCUGUCUCGUGUUAACGUUUGAAUGUUCUGACUCGGCAAACAGUUCGGUAACACCCCCUUGAAAUUAUUUCUAGACCAGGCUCAAGUAUUUACUGGAAAACGAAUGAACCGGCAUUAAGCAGCUUUCACCUAAAUAUCUUCUCAAUAGCUAAUCUAACAUUGUAAUAGAGAUGUGAUCCUGUCAGGACUGACCCUAACCCUAGCACUAUCAGCAACGCUAACAGGACAAACACUAAACUAGACUGUACCUGCACCAGUCAGGGGUGCUGAUUAGAAGUGUUGAUUUGGUGGCUGUGCAAGCCUUAUAGGACAUACAGUAUACACACAUGCCGUGUCCGUGUGUUUAAUAUGUGAGUAUAGAUUAUUAUUUUUAGAUCAUUUUUGAGGAAUGUCUCAAAAAUACAGCAGUGGAUAAUAAUUCUCAGAUAAUGAUGAUAAUUAAGUGUUUAAUCACUAAUGAAAUAAAAAAUAGCUCUCAGACAUCCAGUCAGUGUUUUGAACCCAGCUCUUUUCUACUGAUGGUUUCAUUUAUGCGUUGUGUUAUCUAAGAAUGAAACAUGAAGUGUGUUGGAUUAUUUAUUGAAGCUGUGAGUUAAACACGUGCCAUCAACAUUGUGUGUGUGUGUGUGUGUGUGUGUGUGUGUGUGUGUUUGUGUGUUCACUGUCUUCCAUUUCCUUCGAAUAACAUGCUGAAUGCCAAACAGUAUGUCAGUGCCUUAUAUUGAAGAAGCGAUACUGUGUGUGUGUGUGUGUGUGUGUAUGAGAAACACAACUGUGAGUGUAAUAAAUACAAACGAUAUGGCUUAA